AUUUUGACAGAGAAUUAGUUAAAGACUGUGUGAGUGGACCGUGAGAUUAAAUCGUGGACAUCAGAUCAACCACCGGACACUUUUACAGAACUAGCCGUAAUUGAUUCAACGACCAAUAAAGGAGCAAGAAGGCAAAUAAACCAAAAAGAUGGCAACCUAUCCAAAGCUUGUCAAUAAGCAAUUCAAUUCACCAAUUAAACUGUAUUCUCCGCAGAACGUUCAGGAAACGCUCAACAAGCAAACUCAGUUGUUAGCCAAUGGAGCAGUUGGAAUCGACUUCAUGCACAACAAGAACGUGGAUAAGCCAGGCAACUUAGCAAAUUCAGCUGUCUUGAGAAUGCUUGAAGAAGAAGAAGAAAGACAACGAAAAGGACAACCACCAAGUUUGAAAAGAGUUGCCUGGCCACCACCAGCUGAACCUGACCAUCAAUCAGGAACUCCAAUUUUGGAACAAGAGCCUGUCUUCGCUCAGGGUGGUCCUCAGUAUCACACCACCACAUCUCCCAAUCCCUUGUCACGCACAGGUCAAAUCGACUCUCGUCCUCAAGUACAACCAGUCGCUCACCAAGGUUCCAAGAGCCCCGUUCGUCCCGCUCCCCUGAAACCCUUUCAGCCGCAAUCGCCCUUGCCCGUGGCGGCUUCGUCGCCCGUCUUGUCCCAUCCUUCUCCAAUUUUGCGUCAACAGUCUCAAGGAGCGGCCAGCCCGGGCGUGCGCAAUCAAUCGCCGCGGCCAUUCUCGCCCGCAGGUACCGUCGGCACCCCGACACGAGUCGUUAAACCGCUUAGUCCUCGCGGCUGGGCCCCCGUACAACCGCCCGUGUUCACUACGAAGCCAAAUCAACAACAGUACCAGGCACCGCAGCCCAAUCAGGUCACGGUACCUGUGCAGGCACAGACGCAACCUCCGAAUUAUUCGACUUCACCGCAACAGCAACAGUAUCAGCCGCAACCCACGCAAGCCUUCCGCCCUGUUGCAGCUUCAGCGCAACCUCCGCCACCAUCGACAAUCCAGCUGAGACAAGAGGUCCCCGUGACACAACAACCAAACCCCGUGUUUCCUAGUCAACCAGCAACGGCAACCUUACAAGGAGGCACCAACAUGCGAGGAGAUCAGAAAUGGCCACCAGCAGAAGUAAAGGCCGCUGUUGCUGCGGAAAACGAAGCUCGUAUGCAAUUAGCAAAAGGUCCCGCUUGCAGGCCGAGAAAAGUUAAAAAGGACUACUCACAAUUUUUCGCCCAACACGCCUUAAAUGCUACAUACCCCGGAUACCGAGCUCCCCCAGGAACGCAGCACUACGAGGAUAACUCCGGAAUGUCCAGCUUGUAAAUUAUAAUGCACUAAGAUAUUGAUGCCAAAAACUCAGCACUAACACGCUUAUAUAUACUAUUUAUAAG
This is a messenger RNA of Ctenocephalides felis (cat flea), 1395 nucleotides long. Its product is annotated as vegetative cell wall protein gp1-like. The record is from RefSeq and is a predicted model, not a curated record. The coding region runs from base 149 to 1327 and encodes 392 amino acids. The transcript is spliced from 8 exons. Lineage: Eukaryota; Metazoa; Arthropoda; Insecta; Siphonaptera; Pulicidae.